GUCACCAGGAGCUCACACAGGCCACAAUAGUCGCACAUUUUCGCGACUACCAGCCAGAAAAAUUUUCCGGCCAAGGAGAUCCUCGCAUAGUAGAUGAAUGGGUUCAGGGCCUCGAGAUGAUUUUCGAGGUUAUGGACUGCCCUGAUCGUUAUCGCACGUUAUGUGCACAGAUCCAGCUGACCGGUGAUGCCCGACUCUGGUGGAAUGCCUAUUGGAGUAUGCGCCCCGGCGAGAAAGAAGGUUGUACGUGGGACCAAUUCAAGGAGCUGAUCCGAGAGAAGUAUUAUCCCUCGUAUUACCGAGCAGACAUGGAGCGCCAGUUCUUGGCACUCACCCAGGGUACUCGUUCUGUUGACGAGUACGGGAGAGAGUUUACCCGUCUCGGAGCCUUCGUACCCGAUCUUGUAGGUACAGAGGCAAAGAGAGCCCACCAUUUCACCGACGGACUUCGCCCAGCAGUCCGCCACAACAUCGUAGGUCACGAUGUCCAGACCUACGCUCGCACAGUUGCCAUUGCUCAAGAAUUAGAUGCCAGUACCCGACUAGAAGCUAUCCAGACACCAGCCCAGCCAGUUGCUCAGCCACCAGCUCAGCCAAAGUUGCUCCACCAUCGAAGAAUCAGAAGAAGAGGAAGUUCAGAACCACUCUUGACGACAGGAGGACCCGUCCCAGACAAAUACCAGUUUGUCCAACAUGUGGAAAACACCACCGUGGAGAAUGCCUUGUGGGCCAGAACAUCUCAACAGCCAUGUGGCAGACAACAGGCCCGCGUCUUUGCAAUUGACCAGAGAGAGGCCGACCAGCACCCAGGUACCAUGUCCGGGAUGAUUAUUCUUAAUGAUGUGCAUGUCUAUGCCUUAUUUGAUACUGGAGCGACCCAUUCCUUUAUAUCACGACGAUGUCUCGAAGCUAUUGGGGUUCGUUCUACUAUCGCUGUCGAUCCUCUCGAGGUGAGUUUAGCCUCGGGACGGAAGAUAGUGACUGAUGCUGAAGCCACCGAUCUCAGCCUUUCCAUUGGCGGCCGUAUUUUGAUUACUGAUGCUUAUGUUAUCGAGAUGAGGGAUUUUGACCUCAUACUCAGUAUGGAUUGGCUAACAC
Striga hermonthica is the source of this 1098-nucleotide messenger RNA. NCBI's taxonomy places the organism in Eukaryota, Viridiplantae, Streptophyta, Magnoliopsida, Lamiales, Orobanchaceae. The record is from the annotation of a GenBank genome assembly.